AUGGCUGGUUCAAUCGCUGACAACGCUACAUUAUACAACGAGAAGAAGGCUUUCGCAUACGUUCCUCCAUCACCACCGGCUGACCUCAUCGAAGCUACAAGCUACACGUUGGACUUCACGGCGAGAAAAUUUAUACUUGUCGGUAUCGAUCCGACAGAACAACUUCAAACAGUUGUACUCUUAUUAACAUCAUCACGUUAUGUGAAAAUAAGUACAGAUUUUCUAAGACGGAUAUUCUCACUUAUGGGUAACAUACUAUCAUUUAUAUUAGACACGCCGCAAAAGUAUAAGCGAACCACAUUUCUCGAAACCGAUGCUUAUAAAAUAUCAAGUAUGGUGUAUAACGGUUCAAACGUUCUGGUAAUUGAAUCCAAGACUGAAGAUGGAUGUAGAGUUUUAUUAAGUCGUUCAGAUUUAAUAAAACUCCAGGAAAUAGAAUGGUGUAUUACUGCUAGUAUUAAUGAAAAAGAAGAAAAAAUAAAACCAGCAAUUAUUAAGCAAAUUAGUGAUUAUUGCGAGUAUUUGAUGGAAAAAUGCUUGCAAUCGGAUUCACCGCCUAACAAUUUGAGGGAAAUGGAAAUUUUCAUUCGGAACGUUGAAGUCAGACAGAGUAAGAAGACACCUAACCUCGGUCAAAUUAAAAUGUUUGCGACUAAACAAUUGGCCGAACUUUUUAUGGCUCAUCGAAAAGUACAAAACUCAGAAGUGUUACAGUACGAGUAUUCACAGAUAUCGCCAAACUAUUCUCCAGGCAAUAAUAUAGCUAAAUCUAUCGGUGAACGCGAUGGAUCUAUCAACAGUCUACCGCCACAUACAUCCGAUGAAUAUGAGUUAGAUGCACAAUACCCUCCAUGGCAUCACAACCCAGAUCUAUACCUACGCCAACAAGCUUUAGUAGUUGAUGAGAAUGAUGGUCCAACGUCAUUCUCGAUUCAAUCACCACCAGCAUCACCAUCUUUUUUUGACAAGCCCUCUGCAGAUAUAUCAAGUAAGCGGAACGCUCAACACCUCACAUCAUUACACAGAGUAAAACGUAAGGUUAUAUAA
Metopolophium dirhodum (rose-grain aphid) is the source of this 1047-nucleotide messenger RNA. RefSeq lists its product as uncharacterized. The record is from RefSeq and is a predicted model, not a curated record. NCBI's taxonomy places the organism in Eukaryota, Metazoa, Arthropoda, Insecta, Hemiptera, Aphididae. The coding region runs from base 1 to 1047 and encodes 348 amino acids. The transcript has 3 exons.